Caenorhabditis elegans is the source of this 1609-nucleotide messenger RNA. RefSeq names its product Glycogenin-1 (gene gyg-1). The record is from RefSeq and is marked reviewed. The coding region runs from base 2 to 1291 and encodes 429 amino acids. Gene Ontology annotation, cellular component: nucleus; cytoplasm. NCBI's taxonomy places the organism in Eukaryota, Metazoa, Nematoda, Chromadorea, Rhabditida, Rhabditidae. The transcript has 8 exons. Gene Ontology annotation, molecular function: glycosyltransferase activity; glycogenin glucosyltransferase activity. Gene Ontology annotation, biological process: glycogen biosynthetic process.
AAUGUCUGAGGCUUGGAUCACACUUGCAACAAACGAUAAUUAUGCUCAGGGAGCUCUCGUACUAGUUCACUCACUUAGAACUGCUGGAACGACGCGCAAAAUUCAUUGCUUGAUCAGUAACGAGGUUUCCGCCCCAGUUAGAAAACAGCUCGAAGAACAUUUUGAUGACGUCUCCAUUGUCGAUGUGUUCAACAGCAACGACUCCGAUAACUUGCGUCUGAUUGAGCGCCCAGAUCUUGGAGUUACCUUCACCAAGCUUCAUUGCUGGCGUCUGACUCAGUACACCAAGUGUGUGUUCCUUGAUGCCGACACAUUGGUUCUCCGCAACGCUGACGAACUCUUCACCCGACCAGACUUCUCAGCCGCGUCCGAUAUCGGAUGGCCAGACUCAUUCAACAGCGGAGUUUUUGUGUACGUGCCAAACAACGAAACCUACAGACAACUCGUCGAUUUUGCUGUAACACAUGGAUCUUAUGACGGAGGAGAUCAAGGAUUAUUGAACGACUUCUUUAGCAAUUGGAGAGAUCUUCCAUCUGAGCACAGACUUCCAUUCAUUUACAACAUGACAGCUGGAGCUUUCUACACAUAUGCCGCUGCCUACAAAAGAUACGGAGCCAACACCAAAAUUGUCCACUUCAUCGGAAGCGUGAAACCAUGGCACGGAAGCGCUGCAGUUCACACUGGCGAACACUUCCAACAAUGGCAGAAAAUCUAUCACGCCCAUGUGAAUCAUACGUCAAGAACAAAUGAGCAUGCUGCAGUGUUUCCAUCUCAUCAUCAUACUCCCGAACACAGGAGUCACUCUGCUGAUCAUCCAAAAAUAGAACGGAAAGAUUCGAUCGUCAGGGAAAUUGGGAAUUUUGUAAUGCAUGUUGUUCAGUCUGUUAAUAUUUUGCCAUCAUACGAUACGGACGCUAAUACCAGUGAUUCACAUAGAAAUAACGAACCUCACAAACAUGACCAACAACGCGAAGAGCAUCAUGAGCUUCCACAUAAUAAGUUUCAAACGCCGCAUGAAGAAUCUCAAGAUAUAGUGGGUAGUACAGAUUGCUUUGGAAGCCAGAUGCCAAAAUACAAUGCUGAUAGUGAAACUGAUCGAGAAGUAGAGCAGAUUACUAAUAAUACUCCCUGCCCAGCGUUUGUUCCUUUUGAGAGGCGUGAGGAAUACCAGGCCGCAUCACCAUCGACUGAGGAGCGCCGCGCCGCCUGGGAAGCCGGACAGCCUGAUUACUUGGGACGUGACGCAUUCGUUCACAUUCAGGAGGCUCUGAACAGAGCGCUCAAUGAGUAAUUCGCCGACACAUUGCCUUUAUAACCAUUCUUUGUUUUUUUAUACCUACACCCCCAUUGACAUCGUAAAACAACUCGGUACAAUUACUAUUCCAAAAUUCUCUUCUCCCCCACGUUUUUUUUAAACUUCAUCUGUUGCUCUGUUGACAAUUAUCCAUAUCAUGUCACUAGGCCACAUCCCCUUUCUUGAUUUUCAAUUUGUUUUUUUUUUCAAUAAUGCUCAUCGUAGCUUAGUUGCCUGAACAGUCUUUCAUUUGUCUUAAAUUUGACUGAUGGUGUCAGACAAUUGAAGAAGUAUCAAUAAAGUUGAAUCAACAGU